Messenger RNA from Haliaeetus leucocephalus (bald eagle), 654 nucleotides. RefSeq names its product BCL2-like 15 (gene BCL2L15). Lineage: Eukaryota; Metazoa; Chordata; Aves; Accipitriformes; Accipitridae. Bases 133 to 615 code for a protein of 160 amino acids. Gene Ontology annotation, biological process: regulation of apoptotic process. The transcript has 4 exons. The record is from RefSeq and is a predicted model, not a curated record.
UACUCUUCCCAGAAGGAAGAACCUGUGCAGCUUUGGGAAAAGGAAGCCAAAAUCCAGAGGCAAAGCUCACCCGCACAUAAAAGCAGCUGCGGUGGUGUCCCUGCCCACUCUGCGGUGGGGAGACAUGCUGCAAUGGCAACCUUUGAGGAGCAGACAGCAUGUGUUGUGGAAGCCUUGUUCUCUGACCUCCUAAGUGAAGAUGAGAGUCAGUGCCGGAGCCUGGAGACAGACUCAGAGGAGCCUAUGCAGUUGGCAGGAGAGCCUCAAACCAGGUUUGACCCGGUUGUGGUCGCCAGUCGUCUGCGGCAGAUGGGGGACCAGUGCAACAUGGAUUUUGAAAGGGUUUCCUCGGAGGCUCUUGCUGAAGUGCUCAAGGGAAAGAUGGAGAAGUUUGGGGCUGCUGUGGACUCCCUCAGCAGGAGCUGGAGUGACCAGAACCCUGAGAUGGUCUAUGAGAGAGUCUUUCUCCGUGUAUCUGUGAAAUUGCUAAUGUAUGUUGCUAAGAAAGUCCCAGCUAUGGUGCAUCCCAACCAACUCAUAAAAGUGAUUAAUGGAAAUUUUCGAGUGAGAAAAUACAUUGAGGCCUGCGGCGGAUGGGAGAACUUGGACAAUUGAGAGAAAGGGCUAUACUACUUUCCAGAAGGUGAAGCUGGG